GCUGACGGACGCGGCCGGCAGCCCCCCGCCUUCCGUCCGUUGUCAGCGGCCCGGCGUCCUGAAACACCGCGUCCUCCCCGGGCCUGGGGCCCGGGAGCCAUGCCCAUCGCGGCCGCCCCGGAGGAACCAGGCAUAAAUUGAUUAUCGGGAAACAAUGGAGCCAGACAUCAUUCGAAUGUACUCUUCAUCCCCACCACCACUGGACAAUGGAGCAGAGGAAGAGGAGGACGAUGAAUUUGGGGAAUUUGGUGGCUUUUCAGAAGUUAGUCCUUCUGGUGUAGGGUUUGUUGAUUUUGACACCCCAGAUUAUACUCGUCCCAAGGAAGACUUUGUACCUUCAAACCAUUUUAUGCCAAUUCAUGAGUAUUCAGAAAAUGUGGAUAGUCUUAGAAGCUUUAAGUCCAUUAAAAAUGGAAAUGAUAAGGACAUCACCGCCGAACUUUAUACUCCUGUGAAAGGACAAUCCGAUAUUUUACUUUCUACCACCAGCAAAGAAACAAUUUCAUCUAAACCUUUAGAGUCGUCCAUCGACGGCACGGAAAGUUCAGGAGAUUUAAAUAAAGCAGUGGAGCGGGGACCAAAUGUUGGAACUUCCAAAUGUGUCUCUCCAGGAGACUUUAGAACUGACACAAGCAUUGUUCAUCAAACCAAGCCGUUAGACAGUUGCAAUGGUGAAAAACCUCCUUGUCUGGAGAUUUUAACAAAUGGGUUUACAGGUUUGGAAACUGUGAAACCUCAGGGAACAGAUGAUCUGGACGAUGGAGCUGAUUCAAAGGGAUGGAACCUCCUUAGCACUCAUAGCACUGAGUAUAGUUUAGAUUCUGCACCUAGUCCUGCUGAGGAAUUUGCAGAUUUUGCCAGGUUUUCUCAAAAGGAAAGGAUACAACUAGGAGAGAUAGAAUGUGUGGUUUCUAAUGAUAGAGCUGCACUAACCGUUGAGGACAACAAUAAGAUUAACAGAGUCACCCAGCUGACGUCUGCCCAGGAAGUGUCUUUGGAUGGCAGCUUUGGUGGUGAAGGAGACACUGAUGGAGAAAAUGAGGUUUGUGUUUCAGAGAUCAGUGUAGGAACUGACAGAGGCCUCAGUGUUGAAGAACAGGGCCUUCAGACACUGCAACGGGAUGAAUUGCUAAAUUUAGAUGUUCAACCCAAGGCUUUGAGCUUGGUAAACGCAAGUGAUAAUUCUGAAGCCAUUCGGAGAGAGCCAUGUGAACCCAAUGAAAAACCAGAUUUGUUUACCUCAAAGCAUGUUAACCUGCCUGUGGAUUCUGUGACAACUUCUAGCUGUAAUGAAGAUGUUGGUUCUUCCAAAGAAGAAAAUGAAAAGGUGGCUAGUUCCAAAAGCCCAAACAUUGAUCACACAGAAGCAGUUGUUGUGGAUAAUUCUGCAAGUACAAACAGUGUUGGUGGUAGUGACAACUUUGUGGCUUGCUGUGAUACGAAGGAGGAUGAUUUUGGUGACUUUGGCUCAGCCGGUGGCACCACUCCACCUGUUGUCAGGGGUCCUCAAGAGUUGGUGAGUGAUGUCAUUCUUGAAGCAUCCUCAGAGCACUCCCCACAUUUUAGUGAAGCCAGCGAUGAUUUUGGAGAAUUUGGGGAUACAAAUGCGGCUUCUUGCCAAGAGGAAAUAAUUACUGAGUCAGGACCGAAACAGACUUCUGAUGGUUUAUCAGAAGAAUGUCAGCUGGCAAGAAAGUCUAGCAGGACAAUCAACACACCUGUUUCACAACUGAAAAGUGGGCAGGACAGUGAGUUUGGAGAUUUUGAUUCUGUGCCAACUGCUCAAGCUGACGGCAGGGCCUUCCAGGACUCCGACGACUUUGCAGACUUCAGCGCGGCGGGGCCCGGCCAAGUGGCAGCAGGCUGGAGCGCCUUUGAGGGUGAGGGUGAGGGUGAGGGUGAGCGGGCCGGGUGCUCGUGGGCCGCUUUCGGAGACCAGCGGGCUUCGGAGUCUCUUCAUCGGAAGGAAGCCUGGCAGCCACACCGGACAGCGGAGAACACCGAUGCGGUGGGAACCUCUGAGAUGUGCAGGGGCCCUUCAGCAACCUCCAAAGGACCCGUUGCUGGCAGCCAUUUGCAAGAAUCAGCCACUUCAGUUCAGACGGCUUUACUAAACCGCCUGGAGCGAAUUUUCGAAGCAUGCUUUCCUUCUGUAUUUGUCCCUGACGCUGAAGAGGAAGUGAUUCCCCUCAAGCACUUGCUGGAAACAAGCACUUUGCCAAUAAAAACAAGGGAGGCCUUAACUGAAAGUGGUGAACUACUAGAUGUAUGGACCGAGCUACAGGAUAUUCAUGACGCACAUGGCUUGAGAUAUCAGUGGGGCGGCUCUCAUAGCAACAAGAAGCUUUUGUGCUCCUUGGGAAUAGACACUCGAAACAUUCUGUUCACGGGCAAUAAGAAGCAGCCAGUUAUAGUGCCCAUGUACGCAGCAGGACUGGGUAUGCUAGAGCCCACCAAGGAACCAUUGAAACCACUAUCUGCUGCAGAAAAAAUUGCUUCCAUUGGUCAGACAACCACCAUGACACCAGAGAUAAACACAUCUGAUCAGUUCCAGGAGUCUCUCCCACCCGUGCAGUUUGACUGGAGUAGCAGUGGCCUUACUAACCCCUUAGAUGCUAGUGGAGGUUCCACUCUUCUGAACCUUGAUCUCUUUGGGCCCGUGGAUGACAGUAGCUCUAGCAGCAGCACCACAAUCCCAGGUGUGGACCCAGAGUUGUAUGAAUUGACAACCGCUAAGCUGGAAAUCUCCACGCCAAGCCUCAGAGUGACCGACGCGUUCACAAAACUCAUGUCCACAGUGGAGAAGACGAGCACGUCCACCAGGAAGCCGAAAAGAGAAGAGCGCCUGAGUGAAGAAGCCGCCAAGGUGAUCAGCAGCCUUCCGGACUUGACGUUCAUGCACGCCAAGGUGCUGAUGUUCCCGGCCACGCUGAAGCCUUCCGCGAGCGCCCAAGAGCACGCCGACUGACCGCCGGUUGAGCUGGCCACCUUGAGAUCAUCGUCCUCUCCUCCAUCCCUUCCUACCCUCGAAAUACAUUCUCUAAUUAAAAAAAAAUUAAUUCAGCUGAUUUGUUGGUAAGCCGCACUAGAAAGGUAUACAUAAUGAUGUAUAUUUAUUUACAUACUGAAGUCCUAAAUUUAUAUUAGAAAAAAUGUAAAUAAUCGGGGAUGAACAUUUUUGAAGAUUUAUUCUUUUUGUGUUCCUGGGUUGUAUACAUUUAUGUCUUUGUGAAAUACACUGGUGGUGUCCUUCUUACAAAACUUUUGAAAUAAAAAAGAAAAUUAAAAAUUCAAAUCUCCACUGUCUGUGAAAUCCCCUUCAGUCUUUUCCAGUUCCAUUGAAUGUCCCACUUAAUUUGUCCUAUCGUAUGUGGAAUUGCUCUUACUAUCAUUUUUUAAAUGAGUUCCAAAAUCCCUAUUUAAUCUUUCAUUUUAUGUGUGAUGGCUCGUUAACAUUUUUGGGCUUGUUUUCUCCGUCUUUUCGGUCUGGCAUAGCUCUGCGUGGCCUUCUGCAAAGGAGCCUCGCCAGCGGCUCGCUGGCUGUAGGGUGGAUCACUGUAGAACUGGAUUGGAGGGUUUAGAGAGAUUGUGCCUGUUUUCAAUUAGUUUGAUUUGGAGAAGGACCAAAUUAUAUGAAUGUCUUACAAUGAAAUUCAAUUGUUACUGAUUUUUUUUGUUCUAUCAUACCACUAUUUUUUGAGGAUUUUGCACAGUGUAAAAUGACAUAAUCAUAGAUUGCUAUGGUUUAGGCUGUAUAUACAGUAAAAACUAUGGGUUUUAAAUGUUUGGGGAAAUUCCUAUGGAAAAAUAAAAGAGACAUAUAGAGGAACCUCUAAUAAGGUUAAUGUGCAUGCCCAAGGUCUUUUGAGAUUUCAGUGUGCAAAUUUCCUUUUAGCUUACACAAAAAUAAAAAUAAUUCAAAAGAAA
Jaculus jaculus (lesser Egyptian jerboa) is the source of this 3927-nucleotide messenger RNA. It is a transcript of the gene Aftph, whose product is annotated as aftiphilin. The transcript has 10 exons. Gene Ontology annotation, molecular function: clathrin binding. The coding region runs from base 155 to 2968 and encodes 937 amino acids. NCBI's taxonomy places the organism in Eukaryota, Metazoa, Chordata, Mammalia, Rodentia, Dipodidae. The record is from RefSeq and is a predicted model, not a curated record. Gene Ontology annotation, cellular component: AP-1 adaptor complex; trans-Golgi network membrane. Gene Ontology annotation, biological process: intracellular transport.